UGACAGCGGCUGGUCGCGCCCUCACGGUUGCUAGGCAGCAGCGUUCAGGCCGGAGUCCGGAGAAGGGAACGUGAAACGGGAUCGUGGAGACGAGAAGAUCCACCAUGUCGGUGCAGUUGGCCCGGAGCUCACUGGCAAUGGUUCUGGGGCUUCGGGAAGCGGCCUCGAGGCCGGACCUGAGCGGGCAGCAGUUGCUGGCACAGUUGAAGGCGGAGAACCGGCGCAACGUGUGGGAUGGGCGGCUGGUUCAGGCCGUAUCCGGCCUCCUGCUCCUCGGCUGCCUGGAUAGCUCGGUCUUGCUGCUCGGUGGCAGCGCCUCACACCUACAGGUCCUGAGGGAAGCUUGGAGCCGGAGAGCACUGAGGGCACCCCGCGGAUUCCGUAUCAAAGCCAUGGGUGAUGUACCCGCAAUACCCAUGAAGCCCAUUCCUCAGUCCCAGUUUGUUCCCCUGGCAGAAGUGCUUUGUUGUGUUAUUUCCGAAAUGAAUGCUAAUCGCACAGUUGUGACCCAGGAAGCCCUUUUGGAAUAUUUGGUCGAGUGCUAUCCAGGUAUAGCAACACCCUCACAGGAGAUCGUGCACAGUGCCUUGGGCUCCCUGAUUCAGGAGAGGAAGAUUUAUCACACUGGAGAAGGCUAUUUCAUUGUCACUCCACAGACCUACUUCAUUGCAGGUAGCAUGGGGAUGCAGAGACAGCCCUGGGUCCUCCAUGAGGAAAGCGCUGCCUCACCUGAUCGUGUUAUAUACCUGGUGAGUGUGGAGAGCAGUCAGGAGCCAAUGCAGAAGGAGAAGGUCCUUCCUGAUGGAGCCCCCCAUUGCAAGUCCUGUCGCUGCUUCAGCCAACCAGUGGAAAAGCAACAGGCUGACCCCCAUUUCUGCAAGAGCAGCCCAGGCCAGAGGAGCUGCAAGGAGCUCAAGCCUGCAGUCCAGCACAGGGCCACCUCUACAGCAUUUGGGCCACGCAGGGCCAAAGAGAAAGGAAUUCCCAUCCGAAAAUUCAGCCUCAGUCUAUUCCGACGCAACAAAAAAAAAGACAGCCCCAAGAGAGCGUAUGGGACUUUCUCAGCCCAGUUUCCCCCAGAGGAGUGGCCAGUACGUGAUGAGAACAGUGUGGGGAACAUUCCCCGAGACGUGGAGCACCAACUCAUCAAACGCAUCAAUCCUGGACUGACUGUAGAGAACCUGGUCAGGCACACCUUAAUGAUGAAGAAACUGGGCAGAGAGAGCACUGCCCCAUUUCAUGGCAGUGGCUCACUGGAUCAGUUGAUUGGCAAGCAGAGGCAUCAUUCUGAAGAAAACCCCCAAAAGACAGCAGCUAAACUGCAACAACAGCAUCGUAAGAUGAGGUCCAGCAGGGAGAAGAAAAGGCUGAAAUCCAAGGGAUCUCUGCAGUCGACUAAGGGUCUCCCCAAGCCUGAGAAUAGUCAAAAUGUGAAGGAACUGGCCAAGCACAGGAGUGAAGGAGAACAAAUGCUUUUUGAGGAGCAGCCAAUCCAGGCUAACAGGAGUAGUAUCCCAAUCACACAGCUACACCAGAAGAGAAUCGAUGACCCUUUCACCAAGGGUAAACACUAUUUUGCCCAAAAUACCACAAUCAACAAUCCGAGGUUGAGGCAGAGGUCACAGUCUGUGGAUUCCUCCACCAGGGGACAGGAUGCUGUCUCCGCAAAAGAGAUUGCUCCGGAGAAGUUCCACCGCAACACUGCUGCCUAUCUCAUCAGGCCAGCUGAAGAAGGUAACAAGGAGCAGCUACAAAGUCAUGAUGUUAGGACAGAGUGCAGAAAUCAGGUUCUCAUACACCACAAUGUCCCCACUGGCUGUGAAUCCCAGGAUUACCUGAACAAAGAUCAAACACCUGACUCCCUCCAAAAUAUGCAGACUUCAAAUCACAUCCAUAGCUGUGCCCAGCAAUCUCUCCAAGAGCAGGAAUCAGAGGAAUUUAGCAAUGUAACAAGGCCAGAGAUCAGCCAUGAGUAUGAGGAUAGUUCUGUCCCUCAAUCUUUGUGCGAUCGAAUUUCCAGGCAGGGUCAGAACUCUUCCACCUCUACAACAAUGAAGUGUGCAAGUAUGGAAAGUCUAUCAAGCCUAUCUCCUCUGUCUGAUGCACAGCUAAUGUCCCCCAACCAAGCACAACAGUCUGAGGGUGAAACGGCCAGCCAACCAGAGACCAAUGAGGAAAGAAGUGAGGCUUUUACUGAUGAGGAUCAGGCCUUGUAUCAGAGAGAGCUGGACGAGGAUGAUGCCUGCAGUUCCCUGUACCUCGAUGAUGCUGAGCUGUUCGCACCUCUGCCUGGCCUCGACUGUGCCGAUGAUCCUGGGAGUGAAGGUGAGCUGUCCACUGAAAGCUGGGUUUUAUCCAAGAUGCUGCUGCAGGAGGAGCAAACUGCAGAAAGUGAAUUUGCUGGACAGCAGGUGGAGAGCUGGUUAAACGGAACAAGUGACAGCAGCAUGGGACACUCCACACCUUGCUAUGGGAAGGAGACUCACAGUCCAUUUUGCAGAUAUCAGCCAAUAUCACCAUUGCCAUAUGAACAUCUGGAGAAAGAGGAACAUCCAAGUGGCUGCAGAGAGCUCAUUAGCAACAUAUUUGAUUACUGUGACGUAACAGUUACUGACUCUUCUCCAGAGACUCUUCACACACUGAAUAAUGAAGGCAUCAGAAACCCAGCCAGUCAGAACCUCUGGGCUGUGCCCAGAAUGAAAACUCAGCUGAUGGGAAAUUUGGAGCACAACCAAUUUCCUCACCACUCCCACAAUACUGAAUUAUUACAGACCAGCCAAGAAGAGAGUACUCAUCUGGAGUUGCUAGAAAACCACAGCAUUACUGGAGAUAGUGGUAUUGACUCGCCAAGGACACGAGUGAGUUUGGCAUCAAAUAAUUCGAUCAUUCUGGACAGCUUGAAGCGGCGGAGUUUGAUGCAAAAUUAUGGAACUUUGAGCAGCACUGGGCAGAAUGGUGUUUUUUCCCAGCAUCCCUUACUGCAGCUCACCCCAGUAAUGAAUGUUUGAUUGACCGCUGUGUUGACUGACCCAGGAAUGUAAAAUGCCAGAUUCUUGUGUGUUGUAAAUGGUAAAUUAAUUAUGAAUUGAACAGAUCUAUGCAAUGAAGACAGAAAAACCAAAAGAACUGUGGAUACAGGAAAUCCAAAACAAAAGCAGAAAUUACUGUAAAACAAGAAUGGCAGAAUCUGUGGAGAGAAAUCAGACUCGAUGUUUCCAGUCCAGUGACCCUUAGGACCAAUUCUGAAGAAGGCUCACAGGACCCGAAAUAUGUCUCCACAGACGGUCCCGAUCCUGCUGAGAUUUCCAACAAUUUCUGUUUAUGUUUAUGAAAUCACAUUCUAAUGGCUUUUGUAUUGCUCCCAUAUACUGACUUUUUUUAGUUAGUUCCUGAUAUAUGGGUUUUACUGGUAAUGUCAGCAUUUAUUGUCCAAUCUUAAUUACCCUGAUUAGUGGUUUUGGUGUAUCUAAGCAACUUGCUGACCCACUUAAGGGCAGUAAAGAAUCAACCACUUUGUCAUGUAUCUGGAGCCAUCAGUAUAUUAGUGAAACAAAUGGAUAUUUAUGGCAAUCCAGUCACUACAUGAUCACCGU
This is a messenger RNA of Hemiscyllium ocellatum (epaulette shark), 3593 nucleotides long. RefSeq names its product storkhead box 1 (gene stox1). The transcript is spliced from 4 exons. Gene Ontology annotation, cellular component: nucleus; cytoplasm. The coding region runs from base 105 to 3008 and encodes 967 amino acids. Gene Ontology annotation, molecular function: DNA-binding transcription activator activity, RNA polymerase II-specific; RNA polymerase II transcription regulatory region sequence-specific DNA binding. Lineage: Eukaryota; Metazoa; Chordata; Chondrichthyes; Orectolobiformes; Hemiscylliidae. Gene Ontology annotation, biological process: positive regulation of transcription by RNA polymerase II. The record is from RefSeq and is a predicted model, not a curated record.